AAACAACCGUCACUUUUGAUUGGCUGAAGAAAUGCGCUUUGAACCGGAAGCCGGAACUGUCAGCGCAGCCGGUGAGGUGGCAGCUGGAUUUGCAACAUGAUCGGGGAUCUGUUACUUUUCGGGACAUUACUAGUGAAUGCGGGAGCUGUUCUGAACUUCAAACUCAAGAAAAAGGAGUCCCAGGGGUUUGGCGAUGAUCCUGCAGAAGCCACUACAGGUGACAAUAUCCGUGAGUUUCUCCUCAGUCUUCGGUACUUCCGAAUCUUCAUCGCUCUCUGGAAUAUUUUCAUGAUGUUUUGUAUGAUCGUGUUAUUUGGAUCUUGAAUUUGUUCAUUCUUCAUUCUCUGGAUGUUUUGAAACUGGGCCACGGCGAUCAAGCACCCCUCAGCCUCCUCUUCAGAUUCUUCUCUCCCAGUUUCUGAAUCUCCAACAUGUCUGUAGAUAUCAGCUUUAUAUGUGCUUGUAUAUAAGGGAUACUGCUAUGAACUGAAUACCUCGGCCUUGAACUACCCUAUUUUAUUUUAAAACAAAGCUUACCGUCAAAAUGCACAGCUUGAGCAUAGUUGGCUAAAUGUGGGUUUGGCUGUAUUUGGACAACUCCUAUUACAUCUUUGCUGCUGGGAUUUUGGCCAGGAACAGCAGAAUGGAGACCCUUAUGUUAAAUGCAAAACUUUACUGUAAUAUAAUAAUGGUUAGAAACGUUAACAUGUGGAGAAGCGUUUUUAUGCUACCUAGAACCUUUCUGUUUCUGUAACUUUGUUGACCUUCCCACUGUGGGAACCCCUAUCAACUAUAGAGCAUUUUAUAUUAUGUUGUCAUGGUUAGAGUUGAGUGUAGUAGAACACUAUGGUUGAUUGCUGUGUACUUACAAAAUGUUAUACCAAUUAUCAAGAGACCCUUAAGCCCUUAUUAUGACCCUGGAAGAGCUGUUGCACAGGUGCUGAGACUUUUUCCACUGGGGAUCAAUGAACCAUGUUAUCAAUAAACUUGCAAUCCA
Messenger RNA from Spea bombifrons (plains spadefoot toad), 997 nucleotides. RefSeq names its product small integral membrane protein 7 (gene SMIM7). The record is from RefSeq and is a predicted model, not a curated record. The coding region runs from base 97 to 324 and encodes 75 amino acids. The transcript has 5 exons. Lineage: Eukaryota; Metazoa; Chordata; Amphibia; Anura; Pelobatidae.